AGCGGAUCGUAUCAGGAGAAUUGAAAGCAGCUCCUCCAGAUAUCAUGCCACCACGCUCUUUCUCCGGACCAGGUGUUCCACCACUCACUCCUCUCAGAGAACCACCUUACCUCGCACCUCAACCUCCUGUGGACGAGGAGGAAGAUUACGAAUACCCUCUGUUCGACUGCACUUGUUUCCAAAUCUACUGGUCUCCCUUCUUCGCUGAUUUCUGUUCGAACACUUUGGGGAUGACUUUGAAACACAGCUCCAAGAAGGGAACCCCGGCUCAUGGGAACUUGAGGCCUGUUAAGGAGGGCAGGGUGUUCAAAGCCAUACGAAAGGUGGGAGAGAAGGCGAAUAAGAAGGGGAGUGAGCUUAAACGGGAGUGGACAGAACGCCGUCCUACUUGGAAUUAUCAGGAUGCCCAUUUUCAGCAAAUGGAGCUGGAGUUACAACGACUCCGGCAGCAGCUAUCAGUUGCAGAAAAUACCAGUCUACCAAACACCAUCCCUGCCGGAUCUUCUGAAGAGCCAUGGAGUAGUAGGAGUACCUCGCAGUUUAGGUUGCCUCCUUCCGGUUCCUCUUCUAUUGACAGACGAUUUACAAUGACUUGAUACAAAUCUUACUAAAUCUCUUAUGUAAAGUUAAGAGCUGAAUUAUCAUUGUAAAGUGUUACCACGCAGUUAUCAUAGAGAUCAAUGGUUGAAGUUC
Bolinopsis microptera is the source of this 693-nucleotide messenger RNA. RefSeq lists its product as uncharacterized. The coding region runs from base 45 to 596 and encodes 183 amino acids. Lineage: Eukaryota; Metazoa; Ctenophora; Tentaculata; Lobata; Bolinopsidae. The record is from RefSeq and is a predicted model, not a curated record. The transcript is spliced from 2 exons.